AUUGUUGGGUGAUUGAUGAUGCUAUCAAAGGAUGGCAUAAUAAAGAUUAUUAAAAUAUUCUUUCUGUGCAUGAUCAAUCAUCUUAAUCAUGACAUAAUAUAAAAGAAAAAUAAUAUUUGUAUUGUUUUGUGUAUAGUUUUCUUUUUUAAUUUCUUCAAUCUAUAUAUUUCCAGUGUCACGAGAAUAAGAAGAGUGAAUCUAUUUUUGCAUAUGGGAGAUACAGAGAGUCGCGGUAGCAGGGUGUGCAAUUCUUGGUGGAAUCAGAGUGGACGAAAACAGAAGCAGAAGGUUGAAGUUUAUGGCGAGGUUCUUAGUAGACUUAAAGGAUUGAAUGUCAAAGAGGCUUCAGUUCCUGGUUUUGAUGAUGAGCUUUGGGCUCACUUCUACUACCUUCCAACUAGGUAUGCGUUGGAUAUGAACGUGGAGAGGGCACAAGAUGUGCUUAUGCACAAAAGGUUGCUUCACAUGGCACGAUUCCCUACUAUUGCAACUGGACCUGCAAUUGAAGUUCGUCUUGUUCAGGGAAGCGUUGCUGGUACAUGCAUUAUGCAGGUUCGAGCUUCUUCUGCUGUACGCAGUCCUCAAUAUUUUGAUACUCCAGCCACAAUGAUGAGCUUCCAUCCACCCCCAGCCUUUGCUUCAUCAGCUAAUCUUGAACUUGAUCUAUGCAAAAGUCAGUUACAAGCUGAAGAUAAGAGUAACAAUUUCAAUUUUUACGCACACUAUGCCAGUAAUUCAUGCAGGCCAGUGCAUGAAAUCACAAUUUCAACAAAUGACAAGCCAAAACUCCUCAGCCAGUUAACUUCUUUAAUCUCUGAGACUGGGCUUGACAUUCAAGAAGCACAUGCUUUUUCGACGUUGGAUGGAUACUCUCUGGAUGUUUUUGUUGUUGGUGGUUGGGCAGUUGAGGAGACAGAGAAAUUAAAACAUGUACUAGCAAAGAAAAUGCAAAAACUCGAGAAGCAACCUCAGUUGAAAGAAAAUGGCACUAUUAAUACUGCAGAGCAAGGGAAUACUGGGUUCAAAUUUAUAUCUAGUCAUGUAAAUUUUGCUACUAAUCGAAAUGAUGUCUGGGAUGAAAGAUGUUUGAGAUGUGAAAAGAAAAUUGCAUCUGGAUCUUUCAGUGAUCUGUAUAAGGGUAUUUUCUGUAAUCAAGAUGUAGCUAUCAAAGUUCUUAAGGACGAUCAUUUGAAUGAAAAUAUACAGAGGGAGUUUUAUCAAGAAAUCUAUAUCCUAAGUAAAAUUCAACAUAAAAAUGUCGUGAGAUUUUUUGGUGCCUGUACAAAACCCCCUAACCAUUACCUUGUCACAGAAUAUAUGUCUGGUGGAAGUAUGUAUGACUUUCUUCAUAUAAAGAAGGCUGCGCUUUCUCUCCCAUGGUUGCUUAAAGUUGCCAUUGAGGUUUCAGAAGGAAUGAAAUAUUUGCAUCAGAAUGAUAUCAUACAUCGAGACCUCAAAACAGCUAAUCUCUUGAUGGAUGAUAAAGGGGUAGUUAAGGUUGCUGAUUUUGGGGUGGCUAGAGUGAACAAUCAAUCCGGGGUGAUGACUGCAGAAACUGGAACUUAUCGAUGGAUGGCUCCGGAGGUGAUUGAGCAUAAACCAUAUGAUCACAAAGCCGAUGUUUAUAGUUUCGGCAUUGUCCUUUGGGAGCUUCUCACAGGAAAGCUUCCUUAUGAGCAUUUGUCCCCAUUGCAUGCGGCAGUUGGAGUGGCCCAAAAGGGUUUGAGGCCGGAAAUUCCAAGGCACACGCAUCCAAUGUUGGUGGAAUUAAUUCACCGGUGCUGGCACCAAGAUCCAUCUUCAAGACCCGAUUUCACAGAAAUUCUGGAAUUUCUGUUGCACAUAACCAUGAAGGUAUUUUCUGACUGAAAUUGAGGGCCUGAGCAAAACUCUGAUAGAAGGCUAACAAAGGACUGCUGAUGCUGUUGGAUUCUGACCUCCCUGCACUCGAAAUGGAUUUUCUGGAGCUACAGAACUCCAAAUGGCCUGCUCUCAACGGCGUUGGAAAGUAGACAUCCAGAGCUUUCCAGUAAUAUAUAAUAGUCUAUACUUUAUUCGAUCUUAGAUGACGCAAACUGGCGUUCAACGCCAGUUCCAUGCUGCAUUCUGGAGUCAAACGCCAUAAACACGUCAUAAACCAGAGUUAAACGCCAAAAACACGUUACAACUUGGCGUUUAACUACAAGAGAAGUCUCUGCACGUGUAAAGCUCAAGCUCAGCCCAAGCACACACCAAGUGGGCCCCGGAAGUAGAUUUUUGCAUUAAUUACUUAUUUCUGUAAACCCUAGUAGCUAGUCUAGUAUAAAUAGGACAUUUUACUAUUGUAUUAGACAUCAGGGUUUUCGUCUUUUAUCUUAGCAUCCAUCUUUGGACGUUUAGUUCUUAGACUUUGGGAGCUGGCCAUUCGGCCAUGCCUGAACCUUGAUCACUUAUGUAUUUUCAACGGUGGAGUUUCUACACACCAUAGAUUAAGGUGUGGAGCUCUGCUGUA
Molecule: messenger RNA, 2491 nt
Organism: Arachis stenosperma
Lineage: Eukaryota; Viridiplantae; Streptophyta; Magnoliopsida; Fabales; Fabaceae
Product: serine/threonine-protein kinase STY46-like
Exons: 16
Coding region: 211-1869 (552 amino acids)
Biological process (GO): protein phosphorylation
Molecular function (GO): protein kinase activity; ATP binding
Source: RefSeq, a predicted model, not a curated record